AUGGCAGCUUUGGCCCAAUCCCCUGUCCCCAUUUCCACGGGGAGUGACAUCCCGACAUACUACCAGGUCCCUGAGACUGCCUAUGAUCUGGAUUGGGCAGAUCUCGCCACCUUGGAUCUAUCUCAAUUUGACCAGCCUGGUGGCAAGGAACAGCUAGCCAAGCAACUUUUCCAAGCUAUCCAAAAUAUCGGUUUCUUUUAUAUUAUCAACUUUGGCCUCUCACAGGAGGAGGUUGACCGCCAAUUCUCGAUUGGCAAGGAAAUCUUCAAACUCCCACUAGAGGAGAAACUCAAGUACCGUGCCGAGCUAGAAAAGGGUGGCUACAAUGGAUAUAAGCCGAUGGGUCUGCGAGAAAUUAGUCCGGGUGUUUUCGACAAGACCGAAAUCUACAACAUUCCAAAAUUCAUCCCCGCCUUUGAGCGCCCCCAGCCCGACAUUGUGAAUCACAAUCGUCCUGUUAUUGAGAGCUUUGCACGCCACAUCAAUGAUGAAAUCGUACGCAAGCUUCUCAUACUCUUAGCCAUCAUCCUUGAGCUACCCGAGGAUUAUUUCCUCAAGGUGCACCGUUACGAUAAGAAAAGCGACUGUCACCUGAGGUACAUGAAGUACCACCGCCGGAGUGAUGAGGAAAACGAGAAAGCCGCCAGUGUCUGGUCCAAGGGCCAUACCGACUUUGGCAGCUUGACUUUACUUUUCCGCCAGCCAGUCGCUGCACUGCAAGUCCGCACCCCGGAGGGAGAGUGGAAGUGGGUGAAGCCCUACCCUGGAAGCAUCACAGUGAAUCUUGCAGACUCGCUUCAAUUCCUCACCAAUGGCUUCCUGAAGAGCAGUAUACACCGUGUCGUCGCACCUCCGCCGGACCAGAGGAAUGUUGACCGUCUGGGUGUUCUGUACUUUGUUCGACCUGAGGAUGAUCUCGAGCUGCGACCGGUGGUCAGCGAGGUGCUACACCGCUUAGGAUAUGACCAAACAACGGAUAAUAGUGCAGUUGGUAUCACUGCCGGUGAGUGGGUAAAGGCCAGAGUGGCUAAGGGAGUUGAUAAAGGCGCUGCACGAAGUGAAAUCGGAGAUCAACCUAUUAUUGGAGGUGUGGUUGCUAAAUAUUACGAUUAA
Messenger RNA from Penicillium cataractarum, 1113 nucleotides. Its product is annotated as 2OG-Fe(II) oxygenase superfamily protein. The transcript is spliced from 4 exons. The record is from RefSeq and is a predicted model, not a curated record. Gene Ontology annotation, molecular function: dioxygenase activity. NCBI's taxonomy places the organism in Eukaryota, Fungi, Ascomycota, Eurotiomycetes, Eurotiales, Aspergillaceae. Bases 1 to 1113 code for a protein of 370 amino acids.